AUGAUAAAAUCGCAUGUCGGAAGCUCUUCUUCCCAUCAACACACAACAAGCUCUCUUGGAUUGGAGGACCAACAUUUUGAUGCAUCCUCUCAACCACUUCCUUGUCGAGAAAAGGAACUAGCGCAAAUAAAACAAAAUAUUUCGAACAGAAUUGAGUUAUCCUGUCCCUAUACCAUGUAUGUUUCGGGAGAGCCUGGAACUGGAAAAACAGCUAGUGUCAAACAAGUGGUUACUGAACUAUGCAACGAAAAACCAGGCAUCGUCUCAAUAUUUAUUAAUGCAAUGAAAUUAUCUCAACCUUCAAAAGCCUUUGAAAUUAUUUUUGACAAAGUUGUAAAAGGAAAUAAUCGAACUUCAAAAUCUAAAACAAAAACAACUUGUAAAACAAAAAUUGAAACUUAUUUCAAAAAUCCAAAAACUAUUGGAAAAAGACCCUAUGUAAUUGUCAUUAUUGAUGAAAUGGACUUUUUUGUGAUGAACACGACGAACAAUACCAAAAAUAUUCAUUUACUCUAUGAUUUGGUGGAUGUGACAAGAGAUGCAAAUAGUAAAUUAUGUAUUAUUGGAAUAUCAAACACAGUAUCAUUACUAGAUAAAUUACAUGCCAAGAUUAAGAGCAGAUUUGAUGAUACUCUCACAUUCUUUCCUUAUGAAAAUGAACAAAUUAGGACAAUUGUAGAAAGUAAAAUUUUAAAUAACUAUGAAGGUUACUUUGAAAAGAGUGCUAUUAAAAUGAUUGGAUCAAUUAUUGCUCGAAAGGCAGGAGAUAUACGUAGAGCUAUUGAUAUUAUUAAGAGAUGUAUUGAAGUCUAUCAAUGUACUCCUCAAACUUCAGAAAAGAAGAAAAUUGAUUCUAUUUUCGUCAAGAAUAUUGCAUCAGACUAUGCAGAUAUUUAUCCUAUUGAAUCACUCAGCAUUUAUCACAAAAUAUUUUUAUAUUGUGUGAUUCAGGAAUAUCAAAUGAAGGCAAAAACACUCAAAGAAAAUCCAAAUGCAGCAAUGACAGGAUCCUCUGAUGCCAAUCCUGAUAACAUUCUAUUUGAGAGAGUGGUCAUGAGAUUUCAGAAUUUAUUGGCCAUGUGCACUGAGAAUUCAACCAAAUCAUCUCUACCGUCCGUUGCAUCAUCCUCUCCUAAUCAUAAUAAUAACAAAAAUACUCAUUUGUUGCAUUUAUCAAUGGAUCAAUUGGAACAUGUGAUGGGAACUUGUGUCGAAUUGGGAUUUAUUUCCAUUGAAUAUGACAAUAGAGAACGCUUACCAUUGAUACAUUUACAGAAUGACCCUCAAGAAAUACUCUAUUCAUUGGAAACAGAUUCAGAGAUGAAGAAUGUUCUUGUGAGAUAA
Messenger RNA from Naegleria lovaniensis, 1344 nucleotides. RefSeq lists its product as uncharacterized. Lineage: Eukaryota; Heterolobosea; Eutetramitea; Acrasida; Naegleriidae. Gene Ontology annotation, molecular function: DNA replication origin binding; ATP hydrolysis activity; ATP binding. The record is from RefSeq and is a predicted model, not a curated record. Gene Ontology annotation, cellular component: nuclear origin of replication recognition complex. Bases 1 to 1344 code for a protein of 447 amino acids. The transcript has 2 exons. Gene Ontology annotation, biological process: DNA replication initiation; mitotic DNA replication checkpoint signaling.